Molecule: messenger RNA, 4913 nt
Organism: Portunus trituberculatus (swimming crab)
Lineage: Eukaryota; Metazoa; Arthropoda; Malacostraca; Decapoda; Portunidae
Exons: 8
Coding region: 137-1405 (422 amino acids)
Source: RefSeq, a predicted model, not a curated record
GGUGCACGGGGAGGAGGGAGACGAGCAGAAGAACAGAGAGGGGGAGUAGACGGACAAGCCAUGGCGGACGGCAGUGUGAGUCGAUACCUUGUUUGACUCGUAUCUUCAUCCCGAUGACCGCUCCAAGGCGCCUAGGAUGCCGACUUUCCUCCUUCUACUCCUUGGACUAGCGGCGGGAUGCGUGCAGGCCCUGGGUAGUAGUCGCGAGGAGGUUCCGGCAGUGGUCGCCCUUCCUCUCAAAAAAGGGGGCGGGGGGCUGGGCGACCCCUGCGUUGAGAGCCGCUGCGGCCCCGGGACCAACACGGUAUGCAGCAACAAGACCAAGACCUGCAUGUGUGACUCCUACCACCCUGUGUCCAUCAAUGACCAGCUAUGUGCCAAAGGGGCCUUGCUGGGAAACCCCUGCUUCCAUCACGACCAAUGCCAAUACUACGACGCCAACUCCAUGUGCCAGGAGGAGGGCAACAACCGCUCUCAGUGCCAGUGUCAGGAGAAGUAUGAACUCAGAUACAUCGAGGGACUCAGCAUCCCUAAAGUUUGCUUCCCUGAUCUGGAAUCCCUGAAGGCGGACGUGCCCACACUGCUCGGCCUCGGUCUGGCGCUGUCCAUGUUGUCUGCCCUCAUCUGUCUGGUGCUCAAGAUUUUUGCACGAGCUCGCUUCGCCCGCCCUCGCCGCUAUGCCGACGCGCGCAUCAACCCUCCGCUCACUGUGUCCGAAACUUACGCAGCCUUCGCCCUCGCUGCCAACGCCUCCAGCAGCAGCAGCCCAGCGCGGGGUCGACAGUCCUCCAUUCGCUUAACAAAGUCAGCCUCCUCCUCCAGACGGCCUUCCUACAGCUCCCUGCAUAGUGUCCGGCCUGGCACGCGGCGGUCCUCCCAGGCGUCGCUGCGGCUGGUGGUAGGCGAAGGACGUGGAGAACCUAUUGGAUACUACGUGUGUAUAAGGGAUCCUGCCACCGUACACUCCCGAGGAGGCUCGAGAAGGCCGUCCCAAAGUUCCAUGGCGUCCAGCUCGGGUGACUUGCGGGAGGGGAGAAUGCAUCACUAUCUUUACCUACGGGCGCCCAACUACUCGCUCACCUCAGAGACCAACACUACCACCACGGGCACCUCUGACUCUUCGCCGCGGACCCCUAAGAGCGCCGAGCAGCUCCUGGCGGUGUACUCGGUGCCAGAGCAUUCUGUCCUGGAGCUUGGCGGUGUCGGCUCGUCCCACACCACCUCCACGCUCGGCUCCUCCAGCGACGACGUGUUCAAGGAAGAGGACGAGGACGAGGAAGAGGAGGAGGAGGAGGUGGGAGAGGACGAGGAGGAGGGACGACGUCGAGGAGAGGGAGAGGAGGACGAGGAGGAAGAGGAGGGCGAGCGACAGCAAGAGGAAGCCAAGGCCAGAUUGAUCGUUUGAGUUCCGUCACUUCCACCACCAACAAAGCCAUCAGUGUGAGAAUGAAUGCGUGGACGAGGACGAAGGGAGACAGAAGACACGCUACAGGUGGAGUCAAGAAGAAGAAGAGGGUGAGAAGGAGGAGGAAAAAGAAGAAAAGACAGUUGGACUACGAAGAAGUGAACUGCGAGUACUGUAAGAGCAAAGCAUAACUUGUAUCCAUUGGUUCAUGUUUAUUGAUUUUUUGUCAUGAUAUCGUGUGCAGAGAGAGAGAGAGAGAGAGAGAGUGUGUGUGUGUGUGUGUGUGUGUGUGUGUGUGUGUGUGUGUGUGUGUGUUUGUGUUUGUGUGUGUGUGUGUGUUUCUGUGUCAGUCGUCAGUCACUCUAGGAAGCGAAUACGAAAUUAUGAGAAAAGUACUUAACACAAUGGGAAUGAUUCGUGAAGGCUUAAUAGUUCGCGUGCACGUUUCUUUUAUUUUUUUUUUUUUUUUUUUUUUUAUUCUAUUCGUGUCCGGGUUCCGUUAGCGAAGCGAAAUGACAAAUGCGCGGCCGUAAGAGAAAUAAAACUGAGAGAGCAUGAAUGAACGAGGGUGUAAAUGAGUGAGUGAGUGCGCGCUCGUGUUUCCGUGACGUUGAAAGAAAAUGGAACGCGUUCAGUCAGUUAUCGAGUCACUGCUGUCUCGCUGCCAAAGUCAUUAUAUUUCAAAGAUGACAAUAUAACAGUGCCGGUCAGAAAUAAUCAAAACUGCAAUACUCAGCGUUGUACUAAUGAUGCUCAAGACCACGGUGGCUCGCUUCACUAAGAUGGUGCGUGGAGGUUUGAUUAAAUGUUUGCAGCGUGACAGCGACGAGAAUUUUGUACACGUGUUGAUUAAGGUGGUGGUGGUGGUGGUGGUGAACGAUGCUGAGAGAUAGAGAGAAAGAGAGUGUGAGAGAUAAAAAGAGAGAGAGGCCGCUUUUCACUGAUGGCUUUUCUUCCUUCAGGAUUGAUAACCAAAUCAAACUCAGUCAAAGCAAAUCAAAUGAAUGCAAAACGUGAACCAAGAAGCAAAUGAUAACGUUGCCUUUUUCAACAAGUCAAGAAAACAUAGAUACAAAACACCUUUUUUUGUAUAUUCUUUCGUCUUUGUUGGUCGUCUGUUUCACUGCUAACGUAGGUGGUAUAGUAUUAACAACCCCGCCACAACACACAACAAAAAAAAAAACCGAUAACCAAAAAAAAAAAAAGCAAAACAGCGAUGACUUCCAAUAUUUUUCAUCAAAGUUCAUGUAUCGUUCUUAGGCCUUAUUCAGAAACACCUUGCUCUCUCACUACGUAAAUUUUUGAAGUCCCCAGGGAUGACUAGCAAGGUUUUCAAGACAGUUUCUCUUUAUGAUAAAUUAGAAAUCUUGCUAAUCCAUCACCAGAACCAUAGAAAUACCCUUAAGAACAUGAGUACCUUCAACUAAACCCUUUGAAAAUAGGCGUCGUGAGAAAGCAAAGCGUUUCUGAAUAAGGGCUUUUUUUUCCUCCACUGAAAGCUCUACAGAACAACCUUUCGGAACAAUAACUCACAACUGUCUUACUAUCUACGACAAGUUAACGGUAAAUCAAAAUACUCGGAGCAGUUUACAUCAUACGCACAGACGAUACAAAAGUCGCGUGUUUCCAUGUGUUGCCUUUACCGAGACUCGCAUUUACUACACCUGGUUCAUUGUAACGCCGAACACACAACAAAGUGACCUCAAGGAAGAAGAAAAAGAGGGAAAACAUACAGGGCAGUGAACUUUUGCACCGUAUAAGACACGCACCUCUCUAUGUCCCUCCCGUAAGUAGAUUGCACGAGGUAUUUUUUUGGCGCCUCCCAUUCCCUCUUUUUAACCCUCCACCCACACUCCACCUCCCUCACUUGCUCCAGCACCUCCCACAACUCCCCCAGCCACCCCCAUCCCCUCCCGUACCUCCAUUUCUCACCACCACCUUCUCUUAUAUGAUAUCUCCUGCUACCUCAUGUUUAUCUGUCUCUGUCGGUCUCUCUCUCUCUCUCUCUCUCUCUCUCUCUCUCUCUCUCUCUCUCUCUCUCUCUCUCUCUCUCUCUCUCUCUCUCUCUCUCUCUCUGCUGGUUCUACUACUACUUUUACUGCUAUCACUACUACAACUACUACUAUAGCAACCCCACGUCUGUUCAGUAUUGUAAACACUUUGACACCCCCCCCAAGAGCAUUUCCCCUUUCUUACUAUCCACCACCAUCACCCCCCCCCUACUCAGUCCCUCGCACCCACGCACUCGUUGUCCCUUACAGUUUCCUAACCCUUGGUAGGGGAAAAAGGAAAGAAUUAAGUAUCACUGAGGGAAUUUCUUAUUUUUAUAUGCUUCUAUAAUGUGCAUAAUAAGAUUUUUUAAACCUUUAUUUCCAAGUUUAUACAAUUUUUCCUACUUCUUGUACUGUUCCAUGUCAAGUUUUUUAAUCACUUUGAAUUGAUAAUGAUAAUAAUAAUAGUAAUAAUAAUAGUAAUAAUAAUAAUAAUAAUAAUAAUAAUAAUAAUAAUAAUAAUAAUAAAAGUGUUUAGCUCUUUCGUUUUUUGCCUUCGAUGAGAAUUUGCCAAAUGGACUUUUCUUCUUUUUUUAUUUUGAUGUCUGAGAGAGAGAGAGAGAGAGAGAGUGUGUGUGUGUGUGUGUGUGUGUGUGUGUGUGUGUGUGUGUGUCUUUGGGUGUGUUUAGCAUCCCUCCCUUUUUCAAGAUGGAGCCGUUCCCGUCGAUCGUUUAUUUAUUUACUUAUCUAUUCGCUUGCUUUUACUUAGCUCUCCCUGAGUAUGUCCUUACCCUGCCCCGCUGCCCCGCCCCACCCCAGCUCCGCCCCGUUGUGCAACCUCUUACUAGACUAACGACCCUCAUGUUGGCUCCUCCACUGAUAGCUAGAACGAGAACAAUAGCAGCAAGAAUAACAACAACAAUCAUAAUAAUAAUAACAGUAAUAAUAAAAAUACUAAUGAUAAUAGUAAUGGUGAUAAAUGAUGCUAAUGGUAAUACUGCAUAAUAUUAAAUGGUGGUUAUACGUACUGGUGCCAUUAUUGUUGUUUUGUUCGUGGCACCAAGUAUAUGUAUGUUGUAAGAUGUUGUAAGAGAAGAUAUUAAUGAGUGAUGAUAAUGAUAAAGGUGAUAGUGAGAAGGAUAACGAUAACAGUAACAGUGAUAAUGAUGAUGAUGAUAAUAGCAAUGAUGAUAACAAUAACAAGAAUAUCAAUACCACUCAGUAAUAGCAACAGCAAAUGGGGAUUUCAACAACGACUAAGAAAAAAAAAUUACGAAAAAGAAAAAAGUUUGAGUUCAUUGAUAAACGUUACAACAACAACCAUAAUAACAACAACAAAACGAACUUGCGCAGUGUUUUAGCGGUAGAGAGAGAAAAAAAUAAUAAAAACAAGCAUAAUUAUUAAAAAUAUGUGCCAAAACACCUUUCCAGAGACACUCACGUCAAAAUAAAUCAGAAAAAUAUGUAGAUCAAGAAAAAUAACAGCACAAGAAGAGGAAAGUUUGUAAUUAUGAAAA